CUUUGUAUAUCUACUAAAUAUUCUCAUCAAUAGCUUAAACAACAUGCAACACGAAUGGAUAUUUAUAUGUUUGUAACAUCGUACUAAAUGGUGAUGGAUUAAUUGUAGCCAAAUAGUUUGAUUACCGCCUUUGUGGUGACCACAAUUAUAUAAGGAGGACAUGGUAAUAAUUAGUCUAAUCCUGAGAGUGGCUCUCAGCGUUUGCUGGGCUGUAUCUGCCAUAGCGGAUCAGUCUGUGUCAUGGCCAGCAGACCUGUUAGAAGAUAAAGAUUUUCGCAACAUGUUGCUCACCAGCGAUGGACAACACUUGAUUGUAUCGGGAAUGAAUGGUGUCUAUGAUCUAAAUACAACAGAUUUCCAACUUCUAAACCAAGUUGUAACUGGGCCAUUGGCUAACACUGAUGAUGUCAUUAAAAUUAUGAUAUACAAUAAAACAGAAACUAACAAUGAUGGUUUCAUUACCACGUGCAGUAGCUCGCGAAACUACUGUGAUAUUAGGGAAGUGAAUGAUAUUUCCAGGAGCGUUAAUCAAUUAGAUCUCCCGAUAAAGAUUGACGGAGCGGAGGCGUUUAUGGCAACUUAUAUAAAGACAUCUGGCAGAAAUCGAAGACAGGACUUUCUGUUUAUCGGAUGUCCCCAUGUUGAAGGUCAAGGGGAUCUAGGUGGUAGGUGCACAAAACCUGGUAUAUCAUGGUACUUGAAUAGCGGGGCUGGUAAAAGUCGUCCAUGGUAUGGAUUUAAAUCGUAUGAAGAGACACCAGUUCUGACGUUGAAGUAUGUUGAAGCCUUUAGCGUUGAUAACUACAGACUAUUUUUCAGUGUUCAAAUGGUCAAAGCCACAGGAAGGAGGAGAAGCCGCAUUGCUCAAGUGUGUCAGUAUUACGUUCCACAUUUUCAAACAUACUCGACACCACAAACAUAUGCUGAUAUGCCGAUACAAUGUGGACAGUUGAAGGAGAUUCGGGCAGUAAAGAAAGUCGUUGUAGAGACGGAAACUCUGUUUAUAACUGUGUUCUCUGGACCUAUGAAAUCGGCUGUUUGUAUUUACACAAUGGAGAAUAUAAAAAGCAUGUUUGUUGCGAAUAUAAAGGAGUGCUACAGGGGAGGCCGGGCACCAGCAAACCAGGAUUAUAUCAACUUCCAAACAUCUAAUGUUCCGUGUACACAACCAACGAAUGAUAACGCCACUUUCUAUAAGCCUGAGGAUUACUAUUUGUGCAACGAGGACAACCUGGCAUCAUUUCAUCAGGUUAUUGGCAGCAAGGUGCUGCACUCAGAGUCUGUCAUUCAGUUUGACACUCAGUUAACAGCUGUCACAGUUUCACAGAUAGAAACAAAAAUAGUUGCUUUCCUUGGUUCAACAUCUGGAGAAAUUUUGAAGGCUGUUGUUUACCCAAAGAAUUCAGCAGUUUCCAUCGUUCAACCUGAAAUAAGAAACGUAGGUUAUAUGAUCCAACAAGACAUGUACACAUCGCAUGAUGGAAAGCAUAUAUUUGCUCUGAGCCACGACAGUAUUGAUCAGUUUCUUAAUUUAUCAUAA
Mercenaria mercenaria is the source of this 1540-nucleotide messenger RNA. Its product is annotated as plexin-B2-like. Gene Ontology annotation, biological process: negative regulation of cell adhesion; positive regulation of axonogenesis; semaphorin-plexin signaling pathway involved in axon guidance. Gene Ontology annotation, molecular function: protein binding; semaphorin receptor activity. Bases 161 to 1540 code for a protein of 459 amino acids. NCBI's taxonomy places the organism in Eukaryota, Metazoa, Mollusca, Bivalvia, Venerida, Veneridae. Gene Ontology annotation, cellular component: semaphorin receptor complex. The record is from RefSeq and is a predicted model, not a curated record. The transcript is spliced from 5 exons.